AUGACUAAAGUUCGUGGGACUGAUAAGGCGAAGAAAAAGGGCAAACUUGAUUCUGGACCGGAUUUCAAGAUAAUGGCUCAUGAGCAUGCUGAGUUUUUUGAUAACUUGAUAGAGCUCAUCCCUGCGAGAUUCUACCUACCCGAUGAGACAGAGAGGAAGUGGUUUCCAGGUCUAAGCAAGGCUCAGAAAGCUAAAGCCAAGAGGAAAACAAACGAAAACCUCAAGAGGGCGAGGAGGGAUAGGUUGGACCCUGAGAAGGCUUCUUUGUCGACUCUUGAUCUGCAGAAGAAGAAGAUAGAGAAGGAGAAAAUGAUUAGUAAGAAGGAAGAAGAUAGCAGCAAGCCUAAGACUAGUGGCUUUAAGAAAGAUGAGUCUGUGUCUCUUGACGAGUUGAGGCAACGUCUACACCGCAAAAUCGAUGAGCUUAAAGGUGGUCGUGGAGGCUCAGACGGACCAAGAAUCCAUGAAAGGAGGAGGUUGCUGCCAAGUAAGAGAAAGAGGGAGUUAGAUUAUGAGGAGAAGACUGUGGAGGAGAAUAAGUCAGCAGCAGAUAAAGGUAAGGGAAAGCUGGAUGUUGAAGAGGCUGCUAAGGACCUUACCUUUGGUUAUUUCAAGGUUGAUGACGAUUCGGAACACGGGAAAGACAAAAAGAAACGGAGGGUUUCAAAGGCGCAGGAGCUUGAAAGAGCUAUGAAGUUAGCGGAUGCGAAGAAGGAUCCAGAGAAAGGUGAAGUGAUUGCGAAGAAGCACUCGUGGCAGGCGGCGACAAGCAGAGCAGCUGGUAUCAAGGUUCAUGAUGAUCCAAAGCUGUUGAAGCAGAGCAUCCACAAAGAGAAGAAGAGGCACGAGAAGAACGCAGAGAAGUGGAAGGAGAGAAUUGAAGGACAACAGAAGGUUAGAGUGGAGAGGCAGCAAAAGAGAUCAGGGAACAUUGCGGAUAGGAUUGAGCAGAACAAGUUGCGGAAAAUCGCCAAGAGGGAGAAGAAGCUCCUGCGUCCUGGCUUUGAAGGCCGCAAAGAAGGGUUUAUCAAUGAAGGUGGAAAGUAA
Microthlaspi erraticum is the source of this 1047-nucleotide messenger RNA. Lineage: Eukaryota; Viridiplantae; Streptophyta; Magnoliopsida; Brassicales; Brassicaceae. The record is from the annotation of a GenBank genome assembly.